GUCCGCCUUUGUAUCAACCUUCUAUUUGCAACCAAAUAUCCUUUCCAAAUCAUAUAAGUAGUAUUCUAUCCUCGCAACAUUUUAUUGCCAAUACUCCUUGUACCCAAAAAAAAAAAAAAAAAGAAGCAAUGGCUGAAUUGUUUGUUCCAAAGAUAAUAGAUGUAUUGGGUGAUGUGGCCGUGAAGCAGUUUGGGGAGAAGGUCAACCUGGUGAUGGGGGUUGAAGAGGAGGUGUCAAAUAUCUCCUCUAAGUUGACAACCAUUGAAAAAGUGCUGCAUGAUGCAGAGAGACGAAGGCUGAAGGACAGAAGCGUUGGAAUUUGGCUAGAAAAGCUUGAGGACACAACAUAUGAGAUGGAUGAUGUGCUGGACGAAUGGAACUUCAAGAUUCACAGAGCAAAGAAUGAGCGAACUAAUCAGAAUGCCAGAAUGCAGCCUACACUGCGGAACAAGGUUCGUUCCUUUAUCCCAUCCCUUUGUUCUUGUCUCAAACAAGUUCCUGUGCGUAGUGGUAUAGCUCAGAAAAUAAAGAAAAUAAAUGAACGGCUAGAAUUAACUUUGAAAGAGGCAGAUCAAUUCAAGUUUAUUACAAGUGGGGGUAUUCCUAAUUCUCAUGAUUUUCAACGAAUUAUGACUACCUCAAUCAUAGACGAAUCAGAGGUUUAUGGUCGAGAAUCUGAUAAGGAAGCCUUACUUAACCAAGUAUUAUCUGAGAGUAGUAGUCAAGGAAGAUAUGAGGUUCAAGUUAUCUCUGUAGUAGGGGCUGGGGGUAGCGGAAAGACCACACUUGCUCAGCUGCUCUUCAAUGAUGAUAGAGUGAAGAACCAUUUUGAACUUAAAAAAUGGGUUUGCGUAUCAGAUCCUUUCGAUGAGAAAAGGAUCGCCAGAGCAAUCCUUGAGAGUCCAGGAAAGAGUUCUGAUUUGUCAGAGUUGGACCCACUGCUCCAACUGUUGAAAGAAACUUUUUCCGGUAAGAGAUUCCUGCUUGUCCUAGAUGAUGUCUGGACAGAGGACGACUCAAAGUGGAAGCCUUUCCAACACGCUCUCAAGGACGGGGCUCCUAGAAGUGUAAUUUUGGUGACAACAAGGAGUCAUAGAGUGGCCACAGUGGUGGGAUCGACUGAUACUCACGGCCUAGGCAUGAUCUCUCACUCUGAUUGUUGGCUAAUAAUGCAAAGGAUAGCAUUUGCUAAACAAUCAGGGACUUGUGCAAGAAGGUGGAAAGAAUUGGGCAGAAAAUUGCAGAAAAGUGCAAGGGUUGCCACUUGCUGCAAAGACUAUGGGAAGCUUGUUACGGUUCAAAGAUACUGAACAACAGUGGCAGAAUGUUUUGGAUAGUGAGAUAUGGCAAUUGGAGGAAGCAGCUGUGGACCUUUUCCCUCAUUUGUAUUUAAGCUAACGAGUUGUCCCCGGAGCUGAAACGUUGCUUCUCAUAUUGUGCUGUCUUUCCCAAAGAUCAUGAGAUAGAUGUAGAAGAAGAGCUUAUUAGGCUGUGGAUAGCGCAAGGUUAUGUUCGCCCAAAUCGAAGAGGGGAGCACUUGGAGCUGGUGGGCCUUGAAUACUUCAACAAUUUGGCAAUGCGUUCCUUUUUUCAAGAAAUACAAAAUGUUGAAGAUUACGAUGGGUUUCAUGAAUAUCUGAAGUGCAAGAUGCAUGACAUAGUGCAUGAUUUUGCACAAUUUCUCACAAAAAAUGAAUGUCGUGCACUUGGUGGAGUUGGAAGGAAUUCAUCGAGUGAAAGAGCCCGUCAUCUAACAAUUUUGAAAGGCACUGAGGAGGAGAUGUUUAGCUCUCGAGUCGUUGAUUUUGGAAGGCUCAGGAGCUUUUUAGCUUUUCUAUUUGAAAGAGUAGUAGUUCCCCAAAAUCUGUUCUGCAGUUUGAAGUGCGCGAGGACUCUGGUUUUAUGUAAUUGUGAGCUAGUUGAAAUCCCAGCCGAAAUCGGAAGAUUGAUUCAUCUUCGGCACUUGGACUUAAGUAUGAAUCCUUUCGUGACACUGCCAGAAGCUAUAUGUGAUCUAUAUUAUUUGGAAACUUUGGAUAUCAAUCAUUGUAAAAAGCUUUCGUGCCUUCCUCAAAGGAUUAAAGGCCUUGUGCACCUGAGGCACCUUUUCAACCAUGUGGCCGAUGAAUUACGUCAAAUUCCACAAGGACUCUGGAAGCUGACGUCACUUUGUAGUUUGACUCGGUUCAUUGUCAGGAGCAACUCUGAUGAUUUGGCAAUUUUAAAGGAUCUGAACCAACUGGAAAGAUUGCACAUUGUAAUUGAAGGAGAAGUAGAUUUUGGGAGUGCGGAGCUCGGAAAGAAAAUCAACAUACGUAAAAUGUCUUUGUUCUUUAGCUUCGAGGCCCACUUUAUAGAAACUCCAAGUUGCAUUGAAAGCGUGGAACCACCUCCACACUUGGAACGACUUGCACUAAUUGGCUAUCCAGGAACUCAGUUACCAAGUUGGCUUGUGACGAAAUCUCACGCCAAUAACUUGACGAAGCUAAUUAUCGACAGGCCCCGCAAUAUCUCAUCCUUGCUUGCCUUGUGGAAGCUAUCAUCCCUAGAAAAGCUUAUCCUCUACAGAGUGGAAGAGCUGGAAUAUUUGGGUAAGGAAUUCUUCGGAGUUACAAAAGCACUGCAUGAGAAUAGUCGUGAUGCUCUUGACACGUUGUCAAACUCCGAGUCAUCAUUCUCAUCUGAAGCAGUGGCAUUUCCGAAUUUGAGAAAAUUACAUUUUCGUCACGUCCUAAAUUGGACAAAUUGGGAAGACUUAAGUGAAGAUGAUGAAAAAGUUGCUGUAUCUAUCAUGCCAUGCCUGGAGGAGCUAAAAAUUUGGAACAGUGAAAAGCUUAAAAUGCUGCCACAUCGCAUCCUCAGAAAGAUACCAUCUCUCAAAAUUUUGGAUAUUCGACGUUGCUCCAAGUUGAGGGAUCGUUAUUCUGACAAAACAGGAGAUGACUGGAUAAAGAUAUCAUACAUUCCUCGAGUUCACAUAUCUGAUAAAUGUUAAUAUGCUCAGAUAAUGCUCAUUGAUGGCUCAAAAUGAAGCUACAGCAGAAGGCAUUGGGGAUCAACCUCUACGUCAACGUUUCACUUGAGUUCAUGUAAAAUUUCAAAUAAUUGUAAAUAUGGUUGAAGAGGCACACCCACUUGCCUUGUUCAAAAUCAUUUGUUGAAAGCAUCUGUAACCUUACCAAAUUUCCAGAUUGAAUUUCAAGUGGUUACACAACUAGUCUUUACUUCGUCAAAUUAUUAUUGUCCUAUUGUAUGUAAGUUUGUAUAGAUUUAAUAAAGAAGAAUGCUUGUACAUUGUGCUUAUCUAUAUAGUGUAUUAUUGACAAUC
Messenger RNA from Coffea arabica (coffee), 3328 nucleotides. Its product is annotated as putative disease resistance protein RGA3. Lineage: Eukaryota; Viridiplantae; Streptophyta; Magnoliopsida; Gentianales; Rubiaceae. Gene Ontology annotation, molecular function: ADP binding. The record is from RefSeq and is a predicted model, not a curated record.